Molecule: messenger RNA, 2175 nt
Organism: Penicillium verhagenii
Lineage: Eukaryota; Fungi; Ascomycota; Eurotiomycetes; Eurotiales; Aspergillaceae
Product: fungal specific transcription factor domain-containing protein
Exons: 6
Coding region: 1-2175 (724 amino acids)
Biological process (GO): DNA-templated transcription
Cellular component (GO): nucleus
Molecular function (GO): zinc ion binding; DNA binding
Source: RefSeq, a predicted model, not a curated record
AUGGAACAAAAUGAGAUCGGGAAUAUCGACCCAAGUGAAAGGCCUUUCGUGCAAAAUUUGGAAUCAUCUUUAUUCCAUAUUACUGUGAAUGACGACCACCGAAACUUGACAAAGAUCGCUCCAAAUCCAAAGCAAAGCUACCAGGUGCGGAAUUCCGCACCAAGUCUGUCUGCAUCUACUGUAGAUGAUAUGACAAGAUCGCUUGCAUGGCUGCAUGCCCCGGAGCUUCCAAAUGGCGAGAAUUUAAGAAUUCUGGUCGAAGAGUAUUUUGCCCAUGUUCACCCAUUGAGGUGUAAUGGCUUUGUGCACAAACCAUCAUUCAUGCAACGCUUGGAUGAAGAUGUGGAUUCAUGUCGAAGGAGCGAGUCACUUCUGCAUAUUAUCUGCGCCCUUGGGGCAAAAUUUUUUGCCCUCAAUUACACCUCUCAGUUAUCCCCUGACGCAAUUUUGACAGCCGGGAACCAAUGGGCGAAAAUUGCAAAGGCUAGAAUAUUUGUAGACAUGGAUGAUCUGUCUAUCGAAAAGCUCAUGGUAAGUCUAAUGAACUCGGUAUUCUUUCAGCACUAUCGACUAACCUUCGGGGAAUGUUUGGAAUUCAAGACCGCGAUUUUACUUUAUGACCACGAUCUUCGGGUCGGAAGCUACGCCAGUGCUUUCAUGUUGAGUGGUAUGACUGCAAGGAUGUCCCAGGCAUUGCAGCUGAACCUUGAAAAGUCCGCAGAUGUACUUUCCCAACAUUCGGUGUCAUCCGCAAUUACCAAUGAGACUAGGAGGCGACUCAUGUGGAGUUGCUAUCUGCUUGAUAGUUGGGUAGGGAGUGGUGUUAAUCAACUUACCCUGCUUGAGGAUCGCGAUUUGAAAAUUCAACUUCCGUGCCACAGCCAGAAUUUCUCAUUAGGAAUUAUUUGUCUCACGGAGACUUUAGAUGAGGGGGAAAUCCUAAGCUUCGUCCCCCGCGAGCAAGUACCUUUAAGCCCCUGCCAGAACAUGGGUAUUGAAGCGUAUUUCAUCCGGCUCGUCAGUAUCCGAAAGAAAGUGCUACGAUAUGUCAAGCAUCUAGAUACGGCAAAGCCCCCAUGGCAGGAAGAUUCUGAAUUUCAAUUCUUAUCCGCAGAGUUUGAAAAGAGUCGUCGUUCCCUUCCUAAAAGCUUAUACUGGAACUCUGGAGCAAUCUAUGCACGAAAGGAAUCCUCUCAGUUGGGGGCCUUGACAUUACUGUGGUGCACCUUUCACCAAACAUUGGUCGAUCUGUAUCGCAUUGGUAUGCCGACUUUGUUUCGCAUUCAGAAAGAAGUGAACUUUCCAUCCGAUCAGCAGGAAUUCCUUCAACACUGCCGCAAAGUCUGUUUUGAUAAUGCCUGUGAAGUAUCCAGGAUCAUAUCCAAGGCAUUACAAUACGGGCUCAAGGUUCUUGCGGAUUCGUGGAUAUGCAUCAUCGCCCAUGAUAGCACAAAAGUGAUGCUCCAUUAUCUGAAGUUGAACAGACUGUCUCACCAACGCGAAAUUGAUGAUACAGUGACACUAGUCCAAAGUAACCUCGAUGCCUUGUUACAGAUGAGAUCGAUGGUAGCGACCGCGGAACAUUGUUCAGUAUCUGUCGUGAAGAUGAUGGCAGCAGCUGGUAUUCGGCCUAAUGCUGCAUUUAACACUCCUGCGAGUGACCCGUUGCUACAUACAGGAAACGUGUCUCCUCCAACAUCGGCAGCCCAAGAAUCACCAGAGAGCAUACUCAAUCCACUCGCUAUUUACCGCAUGGCUCGAACCGCCUUGCAUGAAAAAGACAGCCAAAAAUCAGCUUCAUUUUCACCUUCUACACAAAGCUCUACCUCUCCUAGUUUCGCGGCCAGGCGCCACUUGCAGCCUAGACAAAGACAGGAAAUGGAAGCCCCAGCACAUUCAUUUCGUCAUUAUGGGCAGCAGACUCAAGGCUCCCUUCAAGGGAGUCCUGUGACUACCGCUGUCGAGCAGCUGUACACCCCUUCUAAUCAAAACAGAGAGGAUUCAUCUUUAUUAUUCAAUACACCAGGAUCGCUAUCGGGUCCUGGCAUUGGUUCCGCAUGGGACCCAUCAGAUCUAGCGUUUAUGGACAUGUUGGAUGGAGGCUUAAUUCCAUGGACAGCCGACUAUUUGACAGACGGGCAGUCUGGAGUGGAUCCUCUGUUAUUUCCCUUUUAA